AGCAGGAUUCCCUGCGAAACGUUAGGACGUCGAACUCAAAAAGCACCGUGAACUGCACAUCAAAAAGAUACUGUUUGACGGGGAAAACAUUGCCAAUUUUUGUGUCCUGUUUUACACAAAAAAAUUUUUUAAUGGAGAAAAAUCCUUUUUAAACCGUUUUGUGAGUACUCACAUUUUUAAACCCUUCCUUUUUUUUGGGUUUUUAUUCCCCCCUCCCUUUUUUUCGGUUUUAUUCCCCCUUCUUUUUGGAGUACAACACCCAAGCCAGAGGGGCCUACAAAACUUCCUGUUUGGUGAACUCCUAGGCCGCUUAGGCCUUCUGGUAAGGAACUGAGUUGUUAAUCAGCUACAGGAUCCUUGUCCCAAGGAUUCUUAUCAGCAUACUCAUGGGGUAAGACCAAUGAAGACUUUUCUCCUUUUGUUUUUAUCUUUCCUUUCUUUUAACCUUUUUUUUCCUCGAAAGGAGUUUUUUUACAGGCACAAUGAUUCCCUUAACAAACAGAUUCACAGUGUUGGAGACUUUGGAAACAGAUGGGGUGGAACAAACACUACACACAGACCAGCAUCUACACAACUCAAAACCCAGGGAAUUUUUAGAUAGACAUUUGAGGAAGUUGUAUUUUAAAUUCUUACAGGCCACACACCAUGAAGACAUUGUGACAACAGCUCUACAUACACAAAUUUUUCCAAAGGGCAUGUCUAAACAAACACACAAACUUACACAGUUUAUCAAACCGGCAUGCCCCAAGCAACAAACUCUACAUAGAAUUACGGAAAACACACAAAAUUGGAUGAAGGCAAAUAUGCAGAUCCUCAAAGACCAUUACGUUCAAGUGAAAGCAGAACUACUGAAUCGAAUCCACAAAAUGGAGGAAACAGAAUGGCAGAUAGCAGUUAAAUGGGCCAAAGGUAGAUUCAAACACAAAUUGAGGGAAGACAUAAUAGAAAAGGCCAAAACACAAAUGGAACAGAAUCUAGUGGAAACAGAAAAUGGAGGAACUGCAUGUUUGCCUAUCCAAGUAUCAAACAGCUCCUCUAAUCCUUCUUCCACUGCCGCCUCUUCUUUUUCUUCUUCGUUGUCUUCUUCAAUCUCUUCCUCUUCUUCCUCCAAACAGAGUCCGAGUAAAGACGACACAAACCUUGUGGCAAGUUCUCCACAGAUGCAUUUAUCGAAAAGCAAUGGAACACCUCGGCCUUUAAACAACAACUCCGAUAAGACCAAGGGGGAGCCGACCCAGGGGGAUAGGAAGCAGGAGAGGAAGGAGGUGAUGAAUGGGUCUACAGAAAGGAAGACCACGUCCUUGAGAAAAGCCCGAUCUGAAUCCUCCCUUUCCCUUUCCCCUUCCUCUUUCUCGUUGACUCCCCUGCAUGUGGAACAUCCGGACAGGGUGGAGCCCCAAAUAAAAACCUGUGAAGUGAGGAACCAUUGGGUUCCUACUAGACAUCCUAACACCACUAGAAAGAUUGCAGAUUGGACACUGGAAGUAAAGAAACCAGUUUUGUUUAUAGGGGACUCCAACCUGUCCAGAAUUCCCUAUUUUAGUGACGAAAAUGUUCAGGUGGAUAGUCCGCAGGAGGAUUUACUCAGCAAGGGUCUCACCUUCAUCCCGACGCCAUGCGGUUCAAGGAACCGCUAUGGGGAAGAAAUUUGCUCCAGCCUACGCGAAUAUUUAUAUGUCUGA
Pangasianodon hypophthalmus (striped catfish) is the source of this 1682-nucleotide messenger RNA. RefSeq lists its product as uncharacterized. The record is from RefSeq and is a predicted model, not a curated record. Lineage: Eukaryota; Metazoa; Chordata; Actinopteri; Siluriformes; Pangasiidae. The transcript has 4 exons. Bases 483 to 1682 code for a protein of 399 amino acids.